GAACAUGUCGCGCCUGCACCGCGGGGCCGGGCGCGAUCCGCGGGCGGGUUUCGCAGCCGCGAAGGACUGUGGUGCCUCGGUGCCUCAGGGGCUAUUGAAGGCGGCGAGGCAGAGCGGACAGUUGAAUCUGUCUGGUCGGAAUCUCAGUGAAGUGCCUCAGUGUGUUUGGAGAAUAAAUGUGGAUAUCCCUGCAGAAGCUAAUCAGAACCUCUCAUUUGGUGCUACUGAAAGAUGGUGGGAGCAGACGGAUUUGACCAAAUUAAUAAUAUCAAACAAUAAACUCCAGUCACUUACAGAUGACCUCCGGCUUUUGCCUGCACUGAUUGUUCUUGAUAUACAUGACAAUCAACUGACAUCCCUUCCUUCUGCGAUAAGAGAGCUAGAAAAUCUUCAGAAGCUUAAUGUCAGUCGUAACAAACUGGAAGUGCUCCCUGAAGAAGUGACACACCUAAGAAACCUGAAGACCCUGUAUCUCCAGCAUAAUGCAUUAACUUACAUACCAGAGGGAUUUGAGCAACUUUCCAAUUUAGAAGAUUUAGAUCUUUCGAACAAUUGUCUUACAACCAUUCCUGCUAGUUUUUCUUCUCUGUCCAGUCUGAUGCGACUCAAUCUUUCUAGUAACCAAUUGAAGAGUUUGCCAGCGGAAAUAAGUAGAAUGAAAAGAUUAAAGCAUUUGGAUUGUAAUUGUAACCUCCUGGAAACUAUUCCUCCUGAAUUGGCUGGGAUGGAGUCACUAGAACUGCUUUAUUUGCGCAAGAAUAAGUUACGUUUUCUACCUGAAUUUCCAUCUUGUAGACUAUUAAAGGAAUUGCAUGUAGGUGAAAACCAUAUUGAAGUAUUAGGGGCAGAUCAUCUUAAGCAUCUGAAUUCUAUCCUUGUGCUAGACCUGAGGGAUAACAAGUUAAAAUCUGUUCCAGAUGAAAUUAAACUACUACAGUCUUUGGAAAGGCUUGACCUAAGCAACAAUGAUAUUAGCAGCUUGCCCUAUUCAUUGGGAAACCUUCAUUUGAAAUUUUUGGCACUAGAAGGAAAUCCUUUGAGAACUAUUCGUAGAGAAAUUCUAAAUAAAGGAACUCAAGAAGUCCUGAAAUACCUAAGAAGCAAGAUAAGAGAUGAUGAACCUAGCCAGAGUGACUCUCGUACUGAGACUGCUAUGACACUACCAAGUGAGUCCAGAGUCAAUGUACACUCUAUCAUCACAUUAAAAUUAUUAGACUACAGUGAUAAGCAAACAGCUUUGAUUCCUGAUGAAGUAUUUGAUUCCGUGAAAGGCAACAUAAUCACUUCUAUUAACUUCAGUAAGAAUCAUCUAUCUGAAAUUCCGAAAAGGAUUGUAGAACUGAAGGAAAUGGUGUCUGAUGUCAAUCUCAGUUUUAAUAAACUCUCCUUUAUAUCCGUGGAGUUAUGUAUGCUUCAAAAAUUGACUUUUUUAGAUCUAAGAAACAAUAUUUUAAAUUCUUUGCCUGAAGAAAUGGAAUCACUGACAAGAUUACAAACAAUCAAUCUGUCCUUUAAUAGGUUCAAAACGUUCCCUGAAGUUCUGUAUCGUAUCCCCACACUAGAAACUGUUCUGAUUAGUAACAAUCAGGUUGGAUCUCUAGACCCUGGGAAAAUGAAGAUGAUGGAAAAUCUGAUCACAUUGGACCUUCAAAAUAAUGACCUCUUACAAAUUCCACCAGAGCUUGGAAAUUGCGUGAAUCUAAGGACAUUACUGCUAGAUGGAAAUCCAUUCCGUGUUCCUCGAGCAGCCAUAUUAAUGAAGGGAACAGCUGCUGUCCUGGAGUAUUUGAGAGACCGAAUUCCUACAAAUUAGUUGUUUCUUAAUCCUUAGGAUAGUAGAACAUUUUGUUUUAGUACCAUCCCAAAGGUAACAGCUAAAAUUGAUCCUACAGUUUGCCAGUAAUUACCUAAACAUUGGUAUAGUUGAGCUAGCUAUAAUCAUUGUCAUUCAAAGUUCUCUUACUAUUCUUUCAUUUUUCUGAAAUGUCAUGCAUAUUUAUAAUGAUGUUAAAUGCAUAUAGUCAUGUAAUUUCCUCCAUACAUGUUCUGAAUAUUUUACACAGAAGUUUUCCUACUCAAAUUCAUUUCCUUUUAACAGUGUAAGUACUGUUUUCAAAAGUAUAGUUUAUUUGAUGUGAUUUAAUAUUUUUAUAAUAACAGCAUUUUUGUAGAUUUGGGUUUUUCCCCUUGUUUCUUUUUGUAUUCCAUGUGCUGUGACUAGUUGACUUGAAUAUGAAUAUCCAAUUUCUAUCUUUUUAAUAGAAAUAAAAUGAAUUCCAUUUAAUAUCAUUCUUUGGCAUUAAAAACAUGUAAAACUUUUCAUACCCAUCAUAAGUCUUUUGUAAUGUGAUUAAUCUCAGUUCAAGUUGUGUU
This is a messenger RNA of Dipodomys ordii (Ord's kangaroo rat), 2373 nucleotides long. RefSeq names its product leucine rich repeat containing 40 (gene Lrrc40). The record is from RefSeq and is a predicted model, not a curated record. Bases 5 to 1813 code for a protein of 602 amino acids. NCBI's taxonomy places the organism in Eukaryota, Metazoa, Chordata, Mammalia, Rodentia, Heteromyidae. The transcript is spliced from 15 exons. Gene Ontology annotation, molecular function: protein binding.